AUGUUUCUCAGCCGUUUCCUUUCCGCUCCGAUUAACCAUCGCCGUUUUUUUAAUACGUCAUCACUCUCCUACCUCAAACGCGUUUCUGCAAUCUCCAAAUCGGAAUUGGAUCCUUGUUCUAUUAACGAAAGGGUCCGAAUGCUUAUCAAAUUGUGCAACCUAGACGCGGCCGCAGAGCACGCGCGUUUGGUGGUUUUGUCCAGAGACAAACCUAAAGUGACUGCUGAAACAUGCGCCGCUGUUCUCCAGGCUUUGUGUGAUGACAGACGCUACAGUGACGCAUACGAUCUCUUCCACUACUUCACUGCCAACUCUAACUCGGAUCUUGUAUCCAAGUCCUGCCGUAUUCCAAUCGUCACUGGCUUUUGUGAUCAAGGUAAACUCGACGAGGCUCUUGAGUUAUACCAGCACUUGCGCAAAGGUCCUAGCUCUCGUGCCCAUUUAGCUUUAGCUCAAGGGUUGGUCGAUGCGGGUAGGAUUGAUGAAGCUAUGCGUCUUUUCUACUGCGUGGCUAGGCCUGUGUAUGAUAUUUUCAUCCGUGGGUUAUUGGAUGUGGGAAAUGUCGAAAGGGCUAACGAGCUUUACGAUGAUCUCAAGUUGUGUGAGGAUUUGGACUGUGUGGUUGAGGUGAGUGCAACGUUCAUGGAGCAUUGGUUCAAACAAGGGAUGGAUGAGAAAGCUAUGGAGUGUUACUUGUCCUUCAAGGAAGAACAUAGACAGAUGCGUGCGAGUACUGGAAAUAGGCUUUUGAAAGUUUUGCUAAAGUACGGUAAGAAAACCGAAGCCUGGUCAUUGUUCAACCAGAUGAAAGCUACAAGAUUUGAUUCCGAGUCUUGUAAUAUUAUGGUGAAUGAGUGUUUCAAGAUAGGGAAAGUUGGCGAGGCAAUUCAAAUAUUUGACAAGCUUGUAGGCACAAGCGAGGAUCCACAGUUGUGUUAUAGGAACAUGAUCACUAGGCUAUGCGAACAAGGGAUGUUGUCGGAGGCUGAGCGGUUUUUCGCUCAAAUGUGCUCUCAAAAUCAUCUUGUACCUGAUGUUCCAACCUAUCGAACAAUGACGGAUGCAUAUGUGAAGGCGGACAGAGUCAGCGAUGCUCGGAAAAAUCUGAACCAAACUUUGGAUGCAUGUCUAACCUUUACUUCUAAGAUGGUUGGGCUUUAUCGGUUAUCCCAUUGUUAA
Molecule: messenger RNA, 1179 nt
Organism: Arabis nemorensis
Lineage: Eukaryota; Viridiplantae; Streptophyta; Magnoliopsida; Brassicales; Brassicaceae
Source: the annotation of a GenBank genome assembly